This is a messenger RNA of Nicotiana attenuata, 1752 nucleotides long. RefSeq lists its product as uncharacterized. The coding region runs from base 1 to 1752 and encodes 583 amino acids. The record is from RefSeq and is a predicted model, not a curated record. Lineage: Eukaryota; Viridiplantae; Streptophyta; Magnoliopsida; Solanales; Solanaceae. Gene Ontology annotation, molecular function: nucleic acid binding; RNA-DNA hybrid ribonuclease activity. The transcript has 5 exons.
AUGUCGGGAACCAAAUCCAACGCACAGAUAGACGUUAUCAAGGAUCCCGACAUCGUGGAAGCCGUUGAGUCAACAGUAGAAGAUCUCGAUCCCGUCCAACUAAACAGCAGCGACAGCACAAAAAAGGCUUAUAUCGGGCACAAUCUCACAGAGCCAGGCAUCCCGAAAGACAUCGCUACACACAAGUUGAAUGUCGACCCGCUCUAUCCACCAGUGCGACAAAUAAGGACAAAAUUCAAUGCCGCAAUUAAUAAGGCCGUCAGCGAUGAAGUUGAUAAGUUGCUCGCCAAUGGUUCUAUCCGAGAAUCAAAAUAUCCCCAAUGGGUCGCAAAUGUGGUCAUGGAAAGAGGACCACAUCGACCACCUUACAGAGGCCUUCGAUAUAUUAAGACGGUACGGAAUGAAGCUAAACCCAGAAAAAUGCGCCUUCGGCGUGACCUCGGGCAAAUUCCUCGGUUUCUUGGUAUCACAAAGAGGCAUCGAAGUCAAUUCAGACCAGAUGAAGGCCAUCGAAUACACAAAAUAUUAACCAGCAAAAAACAGGUACAAAAGCUGACUGACUGCAUCGAGGCCCUGAGAAAACUAAAGGCAUACUUUUCCUCGCCACCACUGCUCGCCAAAGAAGAACCCGGCGAACGCCUCCUAGUCUACCUAGCAGUCUCAGAAGUCGCGGUAAGCGCAGUUUUGGUCCUCGAAAAUAAAGGUACGCAAACUCCGAUUUAUUAUAUCAGCAAAAACCUGGUCGAUGCCGAAACGAGGUAUCCCCACCUCGAGAAAUUGGCUCUGGCACUGGUCGUAGCUUCACGAAAGCUCAGACCGUAUUUUCAACAUCACGCCAUAGCGGUGGUGACAACUUUCCCCCUAAGGAGCAUCCUGCAUAUACCCGACUUAUCGGGAAGAUUGGCCAAGUGGGCCAUAGAAUUAAGCGAGCACGAUAUAGCAUAUCAGCUGCGAACAACGAUAAAAUCACAGGUACUCGCCGACUUCGUUGCCGACUUCAGUGCCGAAAUAUUGUCUGAGGUCAAGCAGGAAACGCUUCGCACCUCUCCUGGACAGCCCGACCUCUGGGUCCUUUACACCGAUGGCGCAUCUAAUGCAUCGGGAUUUGGACUGGGACUCGUACUUGAAGUCCCAACAGGCGAAGUGAUUCGCCAAUCUAUACGGUGCCCCGCAAUGACUAACAAUGAGGCCGAGUAUGAGGCCGUGAUUGCAGGAUUAGAGCUAGCCCUAAAAUAUGGAGCACGAAGAGUCGUCCUCAGAUGCGACUCACAACUUGUUGUUAACCAAGUCACUGGGACUUUCCAAAUCAAGGAGCAAAGGCUGCAGAAAUAUCAGGCAGAAAUCCAUAAACUACUAGAAUUUGAUGAAUGCCGACUCAACCAGAUACCCCAGGCGCAAAAUAUUGAAGCAGAUGGCCUCGCCAAAUUGGCAGCGACAACCAAAAAUAUCACCAAGGAGAAUGUGGUCACCCUCCUCCACUCGUCAAUAGACCGAAUUGAGGCGGCCAGGUACAGCCUCAUAAAUCAUGACCUUUACAAGAGAACGUUCGGCGGCCCCUUGGCUAAAUGCCUAGGGCCAAGUCAGACAAGGCGCGUGCUCGAAGAAGUACACGAAGGUCAUUGCGGUGCCCGUACAGGCAACAGAGCUCUCGUCAAAUGCCUUAUUCGGGCAGGAUACUACUGGCCCACCAUGAAAAGGAAGCCACAGAUUAUGUCAAAAGAUGUGAACAGUGUCAAAAAUAUGCACCUAUGA